Molecule: messenger RNA, 2631 nt
Organism: Cricetulus griseus (Chinese hamster)
Lineage: Eukaryota; Metazoa; Chordata; Mammalia; Rodentia; Cricetidae
Source: RefSeq, a predicted model, not a curated record
AUGAAAGCUAAGCUGUGUCUCGGGCGGCAGGCCGUGCUCCACACCACCCUAUGUGUCUGUCGGGGUCCUGCCUGCGAAGAUGUUGGAAACACCAUCCUGGACAAAAAAAAAAAAAAUCGAUUUUUUUUCUUCUUUUUUUAAUCUUCGAGGAACACCUUGUUACAGAUUACAGAAUCGCGAGAGCUGAUGGGGAAGGAAUCCCUCUCUAAAUUCAAUCAGUUCCCACCUCUCCUGAACGAUAACUUCUUAGCAGACAGUACUCAGUAAGCUCAAGUACAGCCUGUGGGCCCGCCACUAGUCGCUCGGCGGUGGACGCUCCCGUUGGCCUCUUCCUACUGAAGCCAGGUCUUUUACUAUUGUGGCUGACCACCUCCAGGCUGCUCCUCUGACUGACCUCGGCUACACCCCUGCACUCCGGCGCGUUUUUUCAAAAUGCCACGCCCCAAACAUCUCCGCGGCCCCGUCUCUCUGUCUCGUCUUCGUUUCCCCUCCGCCAGAGCCCCGUCUUUUAGGCGAGCGGCUUCAGUCUGUCCCGAAGAUAGUUUACACGCCUCGGCUCGCCACGUCUCCUGGUCCUGGCCACGCCCUGAACCCGGUUCUGCCGGAGCCACGCCUUCUUGGUUGCCCCUUCCCCUUUCGAUUGGCUGCAGCACUUAGCUCCGCCUCCUGGCCACGCCUCCGGGACCCCCCCCCCGAGCCACACCUUCUGGGCUGGCUGUUCGCCUCCCACCCUGGCCCCGGCCGCGCCCUGGGCCCCCUCCUCACUCAAGCCACACCUUCGGGGCUCGCCUACUCUGUUCUACCCGCCGGCCUCGUCAGGCAGGCAGGCAGGCCUAGUGGACUCCAGUCCCGGCCUCCCACCGGCGGAGAAGCCGAGCCGCCGCAGCCCGGGAAAGGAGAGCAGCGCUGCCAGGCAGGCCUCUGAAAGUCGCGCCGGCUUGGCCAGUCCAGCCACCUAAGCGCCCUCGGGAGCGCGGGCCUCGCCGCCACCGGAAACGGAAGCGUGGGACAGCAGGACCAUGGCGACGCUGUUUGACCUCCCGGACUUGGUGCUCUUGGAGAUCUUCUCAUACCUCCCGGUCCGGGACCGGAUCCGCAUCUCCAGGGUCUGUCACCGCUGGAAGAGGCUAGUGGACGACCGGUGGUUGUGGCGACAUGUUGACCUGACGCUCUACACGAUGCGUCCAAAAGUCAUGUGGCACCUUCUGCGCCGGUACAUGGCAUCCCGGCUCCACUCACUGCGCAUGGGUGGCUACCUGUUCUCUGGCUCUCAGGCCCCACAGCUGUCCCCUGCCUUGAUGCGAGCCCUGGGCCAGAAGUGCCCCAACCUGAAGCGCCUGUGCCUGCAUGUGGCUGACCUGAGCAUGGUGCCCAUCACCAGCCUGCCCAGCACACUGAGGACCCUGGAGCUGCACAGCUGCGAGAUCUCAAUGAUCUGGCUGCAGAAGGAGCAGGACCCUACAGUGCUGCCGCUGCUGGAAUGCAUCGUGCUGGACCGAGUGCCUGCCUUCCGUGACGAGCACCUGCAGGGCCUUACCCGAUUCCGAGCCCUGCGCUCACUGGUGCUGGGUGGUACCUACCGAGUCACCGAGACCGGGCUGGAUGCCAGCCUGCAGGAGCUCAGCUACCUGCAGAGGCUAGAGGUGCUGGGCUGUACCCUGUCAGCCGACAGCACCCUGCUAGCCAUCAGCCGCCACCUCCGAGAUGUGCGGAAGAUUCGGCUGACCGUUGGGGGCCUCUCAGCCCAAGGCCUGGUCUUCCUGGAGGGAAUGCCUGCCCUGGAGAGUUUGUGCUUACAGGGUCCCCUCAUCACCCCAGAAAUGCCCACACCCGCUCAGAUUGUGACCUCCUGCCUUACCAUGCCUAAGCUCAGAGUGCUUGAGGUGCAAGGGCUGGGCUGGGAGGGCCAGGAGGCAGAGAAGGUCCUAUGCAAGGGCCUGCCCCACUGCAUGGUGAUUGUCAGGGCCUGUCCCAAAGAAUCCAUGGAUUGGUGGAUGUGAAGGUACCACCCAUCCAUCCCUGGGACCUAUCCUAGCUUUUAAAGUUGACCUUGUAAGCAGCAAACUGAAGCAUGUAAAUUAACCAGGCUUGAGGAAACUGGAGGUCACAAGAAAAAGAAGACAGGACCUUGGGGCCUGAAGAGCUGGGGUUGUCUGCCAUUUGGAUGACCUCAGCCUUGUCACCCAGCCUCUGGGAGGCCCAGUUCACACAUUUAGAAAUAGGCAUCAUAGCUACCUCAUGAUUCAUUUGCAAAUCUCCCCCACAACCCCACACCCCCACACCCCCUCUCCCCUCCAGUACCUGGGCAUCAAAAUCACAGCCUUAGGUAUGUUAGGCCAGCACUGCUGUGCCCCUGAGCUAUAUACUGGAGCCCUGGAAAGUCUUAAUCUCUAAUAGACCCCAGAAGAGCUCUAUAGAGGGGUCAUUUACAGGGUUCAGGGCUCUGUGAUUGUCUGCCUGGUUCUCUGCCUAUAUGCUUGGGAGACAAAGUCAGGGGCAAGGGAGACAAGCUGUUGAAUUAUCCUAGUGUUCUAAAAGGUUCUCAAUUGUAUUUUCUGUAUUUUGUAUCCUGCCUUUUUCAAGUUUUCUACAGCAUAUAGUAUUUUACUAUUAAAGAAGAUUAAUGGUUUU